AUGGCGGACAUGGAGGAGCUGUUCGGCAGCGAUGCUGACACCGAGCCGGAGCAAAAAGAUUCUGAUUCUGGGUCAGAUUCAGACUCUGACCAGGAGCCUGUUGGCUCUAUCAGUAAUAUUUCUGGUAGCGAGAGCGACAGAGAUGAUGACCGAGAGGCUUUGAAACCCAGUAACAAAGAAUUGUUUGGUGAUGACAGUGAGGAUGACGGCGCCUCUCACCAUAGUGGCAGCGAUAACCGGUCUGAACGAUCCUACAAUCGCUCGGAAGGCUCGGGGCAUUCUGAACAUGAGGAUAAUGACCAGUCAGAUAUGGACCAGCACAGUGGCUCAGAAGCUGCUCACGAGGAGGAUGAGGAUGAAGAGGAUCACAGGUCAGAUGAAGGCAGCCACCACUCUGAGGCAGAAGCCUCAGACAAAGCACACUCUGAGGAUGAAAAAUGGGAAAGGGAAGACAGAAGUGAUCAGUCAGACGAUGAGGAGAAGCUCCAGAACUCGGAUGACGAAGAAAGGCCACAGCACUUGGAUGAUGAUGAGAAGAACUCGGACGACGAGGAGAGACCUCUGGCUUCUGAUGACAAAGAGAGGCUGCAGAACUCCGACGAGGAGAAAAUGCACAACUCGGAUGAUGAUGAAGAGAGGCUGCAGGUUUCUGAUGAAGAGGAAAGACACCAAAACUCUGAUGAGGAGAAUAUGCAGAACUCGGAUGAUGACUAUGAAAGGCUGCAGCAUUCAGACGAGGAAAAGAUGCAGAACUCGGAUGAAGAGAGGCCCCAGCAUUCCGAUGAUGAAGAGCGAAGGCUCUCGGAGGAUGAAGAAGAGCAUGAGCAUAAAUCGGAAUCGGCAAGAGGCAGUGACAGUGAUGAAGAAGUCAUGCAAACGAAGCGUAAGAAACAAAUUGCAUCGGAUUCCGAAAUGGAUAGUGAUAUGGAAGGACAAAAAGGUAAUAAAGAUGCAAUGGAUCUGUUUGGAGGAGCAGAUGACAUAUCUUCAGGGAGCGAUGGGGAAGACAAACCCCCAACUCCAGGGCAACCUAUUGACGAGAAUGGAUUGAAUGAGGAUCAGCAGGAGGAGGAACCUAUUCCUGAAACACGGAUAGAAGUUGAAAUUCCUAAAGUCAACACAGACUUGGGAAAUGACUUAUAUUUUGUGAAGCUUCCCAACUUCCUCAGUGUGGAGCCCAGGCCUUUUGAUCCACAGUACUAUGAGGAUGAAUUUGAAGAUGAGGAGAUGCUGGAUGAAGAAGGUAGAACAAGGUUAAAACUGAAGGUGGAGAACACGAUACGUUGGCGAACUCGCCGAGAUGAAGAAGGGAGCGAGGUUCGAGAAAGCAACGCGCGGAUAGUCAAAUGGUCUGAUGGGAGCAUGUCACUACAUUUGGGGAAUGAAGUGUUUGAUGUGUACAAAGCACCAUUGCAGGGAGAUCACAACCAUCUCUUCAUCAGGCAAGGAACAGGUCUGCAGGGGCAAGCUGUGUUCAAAACAAAGCUAACCUUCAGGCCUCACUCAACAGACAGUGCCACACACAGAAAGAUGACUCUCUCGCUCGCAGACAGAUGUUCCAAGACACAAAAAAUUCGUAUUUUGCCCAUGGCUGGCCGUGAUCCAGAGUCCCAACGAACAGAAAUGAUUAAGAAAGAGGAGGAGAGGUUGCGAGCUUCCAUUCGCAGGGAGUCCCAGCAGAGGAGAAUGCGAGAGAAGCAGCACCAGCGGGGACUGAGCGCCAGCUACUUGGAGCCUGACCGCUAUGAUGAAGAGGAUGAAGGAGAAGAAGCCAUCAGCCUGGCAGCAAUUAAAAACAGAUAUAAAGGCGGAAUAAGAGAGGAGCGUGCUAGGAUUUAUUCUUCAGACAGCGAUGAGGGCUCAGAUGAAGAUAAAACGCAGAGAUUGCUGAAAGCAAAGAAACUCAACAGUGAUGAGGAGGGUGAGCCAUCUGGUAAAAGAAAAGCAGAAGAUGAUGAGAAGGCAAGCAAGAAGCACAAGAAGUAUGUGAUCAGUGAUGAGGAAGACGAGGAUGAGGAUGCAUAAUGCAAGUCUGAAAGUCUGCAAGAUUCGUGUAAAUAUAUAUAAUGACUGCACUGUUCUUUUUGCAGCCAGGAUGUAAGUAAACCUAAUGAGGAUUUUUAUUUUAUUUUUACAAAAGAAACUUGCAUUCAGAUCUGUAGUCUUAAAAUGAAUAAAGGUUUUUGUUGGACCCUU
Molecule: messenger RNA, 2196 nt
Organism: Lacerta agilis (Sand lizard)
Lineage: Eukaryota; Metazoa; Chordata; Lepidosauria; Squamata; Lacertidae
Gene: LEO1
Product: LEO1 homolog, Paf1/RNA polymerase II complex component
Exons: 12
Coding region: 1-2025 (674 amino acids)
Biological process (GO): positive regulation of transcription elongation by RNA polymerase II; transcription elongation by RNA polymerase II
Cellular component (GO): Cdc73/Paf1 complex; nucleus
Molecular function (GO): RNA polymerase II C-terminal domain phosphoserine binding
Source: RefSeq, a predicted model, not a curated record